AUAAUAUACUAUUGACACAUUGAGAUAGGUUAUGAAAAUAAAUAUUCUUAAGUAAAAAUAGAACAUAGCAUAAGACGUAAUACACAAUUCUUACCUAUUGUGUAUUAUAUAUCUACAUAAAUACAAAAAAGAUUUCUAAGUUAUAUAACUAAAUGAAUUUCAAAUUUAUUCUGUUGUCACUGACUUGUAAUUACUAAUUUAUGAAAUUUUAUUGAACUCUACAAUUCAUGUUGUGGGAGUAUGUCAAAUUGACAAUUUGUUGACAGGUAAACAAGAUGGACUGCUGUAAAUCAUUUUCGAAGCAUUAAAUGUACGUACGAUUGAUCUUUUUAAAAUUUUUCGGUCUCGUACAAUUAGAAAAAAAGCAAAAGAAAGAAAGAAAGAGAAAAUUAAGAAACAAAGGAGAAAAUGAAAUUUAAUGUUUUGAUAUAUGUAAUACGUGUUCUCGCUCGUUUCUUACAAACAUUCGUAACGUGAGUGAAAAGUAUACAUACAUGCAUGUGUCAAGAACGCGACUUAAUUAACAAACUUUAAGUUAUAUCAAGUCAAGCAAAUUUAUAGAAACGUUUAAAAUGGAUAAUCUUUCAUCUUUAAGUACAUUGCUAUAUGUUCGAAAUACAGUUUUACUAGCUGUGGACGUAAUAUCAUAUCUGUAGGUUAUAAAUAUCGAAGAUUUAUCGAUUUAUCAUUCGAUCAAGUAUUUAUACCAAUUAUGUUGUCCCGGAAAAAUAAGGAUUUAAGGACAAUUAAAGAGGGAGUUGUUGGUAAAUAUGUUAAAAAAGAAACUCCGCCUGAAAUGCCAAUCUAUACCACAACAACCCAGUAUGGUACAGAAGUUUGGAAACACUAAGACAACAAUGAGUGCAGUAGGUUUAGGAAGUCAUGAAGGAAAAUAUACUCCGAAUAGUUCUGUUCCGGAUUUAGCUCAAAGAUUUGCCAGUCUUUCUGUCAAUACUAGUACAAGGGAUGGGAUGUCAUCUCGUACUGCAACUCCAAUGCAUCAUUCUGGACCUUCACCUGCUAUAUCUCAUACUUAUGUUAAUCAAUAUGCUGGAUCCGAGUAUCAUUUAGAUAGAGUUCAAACACCGCAAAUGCCUUAUAAGCCUUUUGACAUUGAUUCAGGUUACGAUGAGUACAAUCAUUCUCCGUACCGUCAAAAUACAGGAUAUAGUCGUUGCCAAUCAGAAAGAUCAAGUUCUAGGAACGAACAGCAAGAAGAACUUCCUUUACCACCUGGAUGGUCUGUGGAUUUUACUCUUAGAGGUAGAAAGUACUAUAUAGAUCAUAAUACAAAAACCACUCAUUGGUCUCAUCCUCUUGAGAAAGAAGGUUUGCCUACGGGCUGGGAAAGAAUCGAGUCACCUGAAUACGGUGUUUAUUAUGUUAAUCAUAUUACACGACAAGCACAGUACGAGCACCCGUGUUAUCCUCAUGAGAUACAAGCAGUGCGCGUUGUGUCACCUCCGCGCCACACGCAUUUUCACUCUCACAGUGUUUUAGUUCCAGCGAAUCCUUACCUUAAUGAAGAAAUACCUCAUUGGUUAUAUGUAUACAGUAGGGCAUCAGUAGCAUUGGAUCGCAAACUGCGGUGGGAACUUUUUCGUUUACCGGAACUUGAUUGUUUUAAUGCCAUGCUUACUAGAUUAUAUAAGCAAGAAUUAGAGGAAGUGGUCAUGCGUUAUGAAGAAUACAGGUCAGCUUUGUUAUGCGAAAUGGAACAAAGAUUGAAGGAAUUAAAUCCAGAAACUUCUGGAGCAAUUGCCUUACGACAGUCUCUUCCUUGAUCUACUAUACUUGUGUAUUAUUAAUGAUUUGUAAUACAAACGAAAGGACUUGACUAAGUAUUGUGUUUAUAAAGUAUAUUUGUUAAUAAACUGAAUUUAUUAAAAAUAUUUUUCUUAAAAUCUAUUUUAUUCUAACCAAAAAUUAAAUACACUUGUUGGAAAUUUCUUAAAUUUUAAUCUUUAUUCUAUGUUAACUGUCUGCUUUGUUUUUCUCAUUUUCUAAAUUGUCAACUAUGUGAAAUCCAUCAAUCCGCAUGACAUGUGCUUGCUUGGUUUCUUGUUUUUUCUUUAUGAAUUCAUCUCGUUUUUCUGGAGUAUUAGGGAAAUUUUUCUCAUUUGAAUAAAGGAAGACAAAUAUCAAUAUAUGCCAUCCAGCCAAUGCAUAUACUGCAGCUAAUUUCGAUCGAAAAUUGAAAAGCUUCUCGUUUGUUAAAUUAAACCUUUUUUCCAAGUAUUUCCAAAGCAUCAUUUUUAAUAAUUGUGAUUAAACAUAAAAGUUCUUGAAUUAUCUUCUAAUAUUUACAAAUAUAUUAUCAUUAAUAUAUCCAAUAUUUAAUUCUUUCCUGUGCUCCACUUGUUAGAGAUUAUUUAACUGUCAUUUUAAUUGUUACUUAAUUGUCAUAACAAUGAUUUGAAUAAUAAAAUAGACUCUGUAAAAUUACAAAUAAGAUACAGAACGGGAUAUGGUAAAUAACAAAUGAAACGAAAAAUGUUAAUCCAAAUAUCGAACGUGGUCUGUCAGAAAUUAAAUACCAAAUGAACAAUAUUUAUACACAUAUCUUACACGUCAAAUAGAAUAUAAAAAGAAAGCGGGCAGUCUAAAUACGAAGAUCCAACUACUAAGAGUUUAGAAAUUAAUCCUUGUAAUUAGUUUUCUUCUUCAAUAAAAAUUUAGUCGACUUACUGAAAUACUAGCGUCCCGUAGUGACGAAACAAUAGAACUAAUUCUAUUGCUGUCCUUGUUGCACACUAUUGCCCUCUUUGUCUGUUGUACAAUAUAAGUCUGUC
Messenger RNA from Heterotrigona itama, 2792 nucleotides. The record is from the annotation of a GenBank genome assembly. NCBI's taxonomy places the organism in Eukaryota, Metazoa, Arthropoda, Insecta, Hymenoptera, Apidae.